AUGGGAGGCCGGACUCCGCAUCAUUCCCCCAUGUGCUUAGUGGAUCAUCGGCAGCUGCAGCAGUUGGGUUUGGAGGGGGUUGGGGAGGGGACAGGUGGGGCAUUGGCAGGCCAAUCUGAUCGGUCGAAGGAAAACGGGAAAGGGAACAUUCUCUGCACCAUCCUGUCUAGCACCUGCUGUAGUAGGAGUGGAUGUGUCACGCUUCACUUCAAGCUCGCCCUCAUGAUCACCCUCGCCCUCGCCAAUCCUGCCGCAGUGCUCACCGUCACGCUUGCUGUAACGCUCGCCGUCACGAUCGCCGUCACGCUUGCUGUAACGCUCGCCGUCACGAUCGUUGUCACGCUUGCUGUAACACUCGCCGUCACGAUCGCCGUCACGCUUGCUGUAACGCUCGCCGUCACGAUCGCCGUCACGCUUGCUGUAACGCUCGCCGUCACGAUCGUUGUCACGCUUGCUGUAACAAUCGCCGUCACGAUCGCCGUCACGCUUGCUGUAACACUCGCCGUCACGAUCGCCGUCACGCUUGCUGUAACGCUCGCCGUCACGAUCGCCGUCACGCUUGCUGUAACGCUCUCCAUCAUGAUCGCCGUCAUGCUCGCUGUCACGAUCGCUGUCACGCUCGCCGCCCCGCUCGCCGUCAUGCUCAUGCUCUUUCACUUGCAAGUGAUCCUCGUCGUCUACAGCUUCAUGCUGUCGUGUUGCCCUGGUCGCCUGUUGUUUCCCUCUUUUCCCUUUCUUGGCACCGCGUUUAGCUACAACACAUAA
Closterium sp. NIES-65 is the source of this 765-nucleotide messenger RNA. Lineage: Eukaryota; Viridiplantae; Streptophyta; Zygnematophyceae; Desmidiales; Closteriaceae. The record is from the annotation of a GenBank genome assembly.